AUGGAAUCUGGAGGAGACUACCAACGCGGGACUUCAUGGAAUCUGGAAGAGACUACGAACACGGGACUUCAUGGAAUCUGGAGGAGACUACCAACGCGGGACUUCAUGGAAUCUGGAGGAGACUACCAACGCGGGACUAAAUGGAAUCUGGAGGAGACUACGAACACGGGACUUCAUGGAAUCUGGAGGAGACUACCAACGCGGGACUUCAUGGAAUCUGGAGGAGACUACCAACGCGGGACUAAAUGGAAUCUGGAGGAGACUACGAACACGGGACUUCAUGGAAUCUGGAGGAGACUACCAACGCGGGACUUCAUGGAAUCUGGAGGAGACUACCAACGCGGGACUUCAUGGAAUCUGGAGGAGACUACCAACGCGGGACUUCAUGGAAUCUGGAGGAGACUACCAACGCGGGACUUCAUGGAAUCUGGAGGAGACUACCAACGCGGGACUUCAUGGAAUCUGGAGGAGACUACCAACGCGGGACUUCAUGGAAUCUGGAGGAGACUACCAACGCGGGACUUCAUGGAAUCUGGAGGAGACUACCAACGCGGGACUUCAUGGAAUCUGGAGGAGACUACCAACGCGGGACUUCAUGGAAUCUGGAGGAGACUACCAACGCGGGACUUCAUGGAAUCUGGAGGAGACUACCAACGCGGGACUUCAUGGAAUCUGGAGGAGACUACCAACGCGGGACUUCAUGGAAUCUGGAGGAGACUACCAACGCAGGGCAUCAUGUUAACCAUUAAGACUUCGUGGGAUCUAAAGAAGAUUUAACGGGAGAUUGUGUGGGACCUUGAGCAAGCCACCAACAUAGGACUUCGUGGGAUUCAGAAGAGAGCUACUACCAACGUGGGAUUCACAAGAGGGCUACUACCAACGUGGGAUUCAGAAGAGGACUACUACCAACGUGGGAUUCGGAAGAGGGCUACUACCAACGUGGAAUUUGG
Molecule: messenger RNA, 950 nt
Organism: Frieseomelitta varia
Lineage: Eukaryota; Metazoa; Arthropoda; Insecta; Hymenoptera; Apidae
Exons: 2
Coding region: 1-777 (258 amino acids)
Source: RefSeq, a predicted model, not a curated record